Piliocolobus tephrosceles (Ugandan red Colobus) is the source of this 2355-nucleotide messenger RNA. It is a transcript of the gene GLT8D2, whose product is annotated as glycosyltransferase 8 domain containing 2. Gene Ontology annotation, cellular component: Golgi apparatus. The record is from RefSeq and is a predicted model, not a curated record. Lineage: Eukaryota; Metazoa; Chordata; Mammalia; Primates; Cercopithecidae. Bases 886 to 1935 code for a protein of 349 amino acids. The transcript has 11 exons. Gene Ontology annotation, molecular function: glycosyltransferase activity.
GCCGGCAGGGAGAGACGUUGGGGAAGGGGGGGUCCUGAGAGGGGAGCCCCACCCCCACCCCAGGCGACGUGGCCAGCGGCCACCCGGGGCAACGCACCUUAGGGUGGAAGGACACUUCCCACUGACUACGUCUCGGGUCCCCACCCAGAGCCUCCCGUUCGGUAUUUUGGGGAGAAGGCACAGCAUCUUCCUUUACGUCCACUUUAAUUGAGCAUCUAGGAUGUGUGGGCGAGGCAGUCGCACAAGCAACGUGAGAGAAGCUCGGGUAGAGGUGCGAAGAGCUGGGAGCGCAGGGCGGGGACCUCGCAUGGGAGGGUGCGGGCGAGAGCCCGCCUCGCGAGCCCGGGCUACGGCCGCUUCUCCCGACCGUGACUGGGACCCGGGCAGGGAAGGUCGCUACAAAGCCUGCCAGGGCGAACUGAGGGCAGCUUUGUGGGGAGCCAUGCCAGGAAGCUUGGGAACCGUGAGCCACAAGAGAACCGCGUUGUUUUUUGAAUGUUUUGCACGCAGCCAGAGGAAGUCUGGCUCAUCCGAGUCGGCCAGCCGAGCACAUCUGGAAGUGGUUUCUGGGGCCGCCCCUCUCUGACAGCACAACUCCUGGAGCACAGAGGUGGAAGAAACCCGAGACGCUCCAAAGUCAACGCAAGCAAAGGGGAGUGCGGGUCGGGGAGGAAUAUUCUUUUGGAAACGUAAUAUUGGUCUUGGGGCUCUCCAGCCCUUUGGGACUUCCAAUGAGAUCUUAGAAGCGGCAGAAGCAUCGUGAGGGCGGCAGCCCAGGGCCAGCCACGAUUUGAACGCUCUGCCUUGCAGCUCUUCUGGACCGAGGAGCCCAAAGCCCUGCCCUCACCAUUCACCAGGUUACGGUUCUUGUCCACGUGAAUACACAUGGCUCUGUUACGAAAAAUUAAUCAGGUGCUGCUGUUCCUUCUGAUUGUGACCCUCUGUGUGAUUCUGUAUAAGAAAGUUCAUAAGGGGACUGUGUCCAAGAAUGAUGCAGAUGAUGAAUCCGAGACUCCUGAAGAACUGGAAGAAGAGAUUCCUGUGGUGAUUUGUGCUGCAGCAGGGAGGAUGGGUGCCACUAUGGCUGCCAUUAAUAGCAUCUACAGCAACACUGACGCCAACAUCUUGUUCUAUGUAGUGGGACUCCGGAAUACUCUGACUCGAAUACGAAAAUGGAUUGAACAUUCCAAACUGAGAGAAAUAAACUUUAAAAUCGUGGAAUUCAACCCGAUGGUCCUCAAAGGGAAGAUCAGACCAGACUCAUCGAGGCCUGAAUUGCUCCAGCCUCUGAAUUUUGUUCGAUUUUAUCUCCCUCUACUUAUCCACCAACACGAGAAAGUCAUCUAUUUGGACGAUGAUGUAAUUGUACAAGGUGAUAUCCAAGAACUUUAUGACACCACCUUGGCCCUGGGCCAUGCAGCGGCUUUUUCAGAUGACUGCGAUUUGCCCUCUGCUCAGGAUAUAAACAGACUCGUGGGACUUCAGAAUACAUAUAUGGGCUAUCUGGACUACCGGAAGAAGGCCAUCAAGGACCUCGGCAUUAGCCCCAGCACCUGCUCUUUCAAUCCUGGUGUGAUUGUUGCCAACAUGACAGAAUGGAAGCACCAGCGCAUCACCAAGCAAUUGGAGAAAUGGAUGCAAAAGAAUGUGGAGGAAAACCUCUAUAGCAGCUCCCUGGGAGGAGGGGUGGCCACCUCCCCAAUGCUGAUUGUGUUCCAUGGGAAGUACUCCACAAUUAACCCCCUGUGGCACAUAAGGCACCUGGGCUGGAAUCCAGAUGCCAGAUAUUCGGAGCAUUUUCUGCAGGAAGCUAAAUUACUCCACUGGAAUGGAAGACAUAAACCUUGGGACUUCCCUAGUGUUCACAACGACUUAUGGGAAAGCUGGUUUGUUCCUGACCCUGCAGGGAUAUUUAAACUCAAUCACCAUAGCUGAUAUAACUCUACCCUUAAAAUAUUCCCUGUCUAGAAAUGUGGAAUUGUCUCUUUGUAGCCAACUAUAACAUUGUUCUUUAUGAACAUUACCUUUGAUACAUAUGAGCCACCAUAUAAAAACCAAAAACUACUGUGUGCAAAUUAUACCUUGGACCAUACAGGCAUUGACUAACUUCUUUAAGUACAUGUGUUAACUAUGGAAAUCGAGAUUAUGUGACUGAAAAACAUAAAGGAACAGACCCAUCUAGAUACCAGUAAUCAAUCUGCUUAAUUCUGAAUAACAAUUAUAUCCACAAAUUUUUAAAACUUCUAAAUGUAUUUUUCACAUGUAGUAUCUUUUUAACAGGUUGCCAAUCUUUUCUUUUAUAAAACUAUUACAUUUAAAAUCUGGAUGUCUGAAAAAUAAAAUAUUCAUCAUUUU